Messenger RNA from Arachis duranensis, 2166 nucleotides. RefSeq names its product probable plastidic glucose transporter 2. Lineage: Eukaryota; Viridiplantae; Streptophyta; Magnoliopsida; Fabales; Fabaceae. Gene Ontology annotation, molecular function: hexose transmembrane transporter activity. Bases 368 to 1867 code for a protein of 499 amino acids. Gene Ontology annotation, biological process: monosaccharide transmembrane transport. The transcript is spliced from 14 exons. The record is from RefSeq and is a predicted model, not a curated record. Gene Ontology annotation, cellular component: membrane.
UAUUAAUUAACUAGUACUGCUACUACUGUGUUUGUUUGUGUAGAACCCAACUUUACCUCUUGAAUCCUCGCGUCCCUUCUUUUUGCUUCCAAAUCCAACAACCGGCUCCGCAUAGCUGCGUUUGAUUGGUUUCCUCUUUUUAUUUCUUCUUUCCUUCGUAAACCAGCAACUUCCAUACACCCCGGCGCACGAUAGCUUCCACUUCGCCGUUACCGUUACUAUUUCUGUUUCUGUUCACCACCUUGUUUAGCUUCUCCUAACUAACACUCUUCUUUUGAAAUCCUACUAUCUCAGAGGAUCUGAGCUUAUUACGAAAACUUCGAUCGGAGCUCUCUGUUCAUUGGGAGCAGGAAUAUCAACUCUUGGCAUGUGGGCGCAUUAUCGCGAAAAUUCUUCAAUGUACAAACGCACUCCUUCGAGAGAAUCUACAAGCAUGACAGAUGUGGAAGAAAACUCAAGUCUUCUAGGAAAUGGCUUGGAGAAAGAAACAUUGAAUCCUUCUUGGAAGCUCUCCUUACCGCAUGUACUUGUGGGGACCCUUUCAUCAUUUCUAUUUGGAUACCAUCUUGGAGUAGUUAAUGAACCACUUGAAAGCAUAUCUGUGGAUCUUGGCUUCAGGGGAAAUACCUUGGCAGAAGGUCUGGUGGUGAGCAUAUGUCUUGGUGGUGCGUUAAUUGGAAGUCUAUUCAGUGGCUGGAUUGCUGACGCAGUUGGGCGUCGUAGGGCUUUCCAAUUGUGUGCUUUGCCAAUGAUAAUUGGCGCUUUGAUGAGUGCAGCAACAAACAACUUGUUUGGUAUGCUUGUAGGACGGUUAUUUGUUGGGACUGGCCUGGGUCUGGGCCCUCCUGCUGUUGCUCUGUAUGUGACGGAGGUUUCUCCUGCUUCUGUACGGGGUACCUAUGGAGCCUUAAUCCAGAUUGCAACUUGCCUUGGUAUAUUGGGAGCUUUAUUGAUCGGAAUCCCUGUCAAAGAAAUCUCUGGAUGGUGGCGGGUGUGUUUCGGGUUUGAAUGUAUGCUUGAUAUGAAGCUUUUUUUUUUUUUGGGGUCAAUAAGUGAAAGCUUAAAUAUGCCUUGUUAUGUUGCUGUUGUAUCUGUUUACUCUCUCAUUCAAGGAAGAAUUGCUGAAGCAGAAGCCACAUUUGAGAGGCUUCUGGGUGCUUCAGAAGCAAAAUUUGCUAUGUCAGAAUUAUCUAAGGUAGAUAGAGGAGAUGACGCUGAUACUGUGAAGCUCUCAGAAUUGGUACGGGGUCGUCAUUUUAAAGUUGUUUUUAUUGGGUCAACCCUAUUUGCUUUACAACAGCUAUCUGGUAUAAACGCUGUGUUUUAUUUCUCUUCAACUGUUUUUAAAAGUGCCGGAGUGCCUUCAGAUAUUGCAAAUGGCUGCAUAGGAAUUGCUAAUCUGUUAGGAUCUAUCAUUUCAAUGGUUUUGAUGGAUAAGCUAGGAAGGAAAGUUCUACUUUUCUGGAGUUUCUUCAGCAUGGCUAUAUCGAUGAUGCUUCAAGCCAUAGGAGCAAGUUCAAUCGUGUCAAACCCAGGAGCUUUGUAUUUAUCUGUUGGUGGCAUGUUACUAUUUGUCUUCACAUUUGCUCUUGGGGCUGGCCCGGUUCCAAGUCUUCUCCUACCAGAAAUCUUUCCAAGUCGAAUCAGAGCCAAAGCCAUGGCUGUCUGUAUGUCAGUGCAUUGGGUCAUAAAUUUCUUUGUUGGACUACUGUUCUUGCGGUUGCUUGAGAAACUUGGUGCACAGCUGCUUUACUCUAUCUUUGCCACCUUCUGCGUGAUAGCAGUAAUUUUUGUUAAAAGGAAUGUGAUUGAAACGAAAGGGAAGUCACUUCAUGAAAUUGAGAUUGCACUUCUUCCACAGGACUAGAUCUUACAAAGAUCCAUUCAUUGCUGUAAUUUUGUUUAGUUUUGAGCUGUCAUAGUUUCAGCUGAAAGCAGGAAUUGUGCGUUGUUGAAUGUAAUAUUGAAAACCAAGAGCCUUUAUUAGUGUAUUAUUACCGUAGCAAGUUUUAAUUUCUUAGUAGGGGUUCUUUUUGCGGCUUACAAAUAAUUAUUAUUAUCAGUAUUCUGUUUGGAGCUGUGGGAUCUGUAUUCUAGAUCGGUAGAUCCAUGUGUAUGGAAAUCCAUUCACCACAAAAUUACAAAAUAAUCUAAUCUUUUUCCAUC